Messenger RNA from Vigna umbellata (rice bean), 1026 nucleotides. Lineage: Eukaryota; Viridiplantae; Streptophyta; Magnoliopsida; Fabales; Fabaceae. The record is from RefSeq and is a predicted model, not a curated record.
CUGGUUAGCCUUGGACUUGCACAGAAGGUUACUGUUACUUCUGCUCAUUCUUAUAAUGUUAUAGCCUCUUCAUUCCCUCCUUCAUCUGGGGCGUUCAAGCAAGAUCUGAUACAGUAUAUUCAACCCAUUCUUAACUUUCAUGCUCAGAUCAAAUCACCCUUCCUUAUUAAUGCUUAUCCCUUUUUUGCAUAUAAGGGAAACCCAAAUCAGAUUUCUUUGAACUAUGUGUUGUUUCAGCCUAAUUCAGGGUCUAUUGAUCCAGUUACCAAUUUGCAUUAUGAUAACAUGUUGUUUGCUCAAAUUGAUGCUGUCUAUGCUGCCAUUAAGAGACUGGGCCAUACUGAUAUUGAAGUAAAGAUUUCAGAGACUGGUUGGCCUUCUAAAGGUGGCCCUGAUGAAUUUGGAGCCACACCACAGAAUGCAGAAAUAUAUAAUAGCAAUCUGUUGAAGAAGAUAGAGCAGAAACAGGGCACUCCUGCAAGGCCAUCUGUCCCUGUAGAUGUUUUUGUUUUUGCACUUUUCAAUGAGAAUUUGAAAACUGGUCCUUUAUCGGAGAGAAACUUUGGUCUCUAUUAUCCUGAUGGAAACCCAGUUUAUAACAUUGGAUUAGAAGGUUAUCUCCCAGAAAUGACUGGGGAGUUUGAGUCCAAAUCUAACGUGCUGUCCAUCAAUUUUGUCUGCAUAUUUGCAUUUUUGUUGUUCACUUGGGAGCUUUCAAGACACUGAUAAGGAAUAUAACAAAACAAAUAACUUUGUAGAAUUCAUUCUUUUGUUAGAGGUGAGGAAAAUUUUAAUAUUGUCCAUAUAAUUUUUUAUUCACAAGUGUUGAUAUCUAUUUUCUCUUUACAUUACAAUUUCUGUAACUGUUGGAAACUGGUUACCGUAAAUGAUGAAACUAAAAUUAGUUUGGUGUAGUUGUCUUUUUAAUCCUUUGGUUGGAAGAAAAGUAAUUCAGCUGGUGAAGCUCUAAUGAUUAAUGUUUAUAUUAUGAUAGAAAUUAGUAAUGAUGAGGGGCAUAACGAGAUG